GUUGAUUUUUGCUGCAGUUCAUUUAUUCUCUCUUCAGCUUCUUCACAGCAGCUUCAAUCGGCGGAACAACAGCAGCUUCAAACAUGUCAGUGAAGGUUGCCAUAGUAACAGGAAGCAACAAGGGCAUCGGAUUGGCCAUCGUCCGAGCGCUCUGCAAGCAGUUCCAGGGUGACGUUUACAUCACAUCCAGAGACGUUGGUCGUGGUGAGGAAGCUGUGAAGUCUUUGUCCUCUGAGGGACUGAAUCCAAAGUUUCAUCAGCUGGACAUCAAUGAUCUGAGCAGCAUCACAGCUGCAGCAGCUUUCUUCAAAAAGAAAUACGGAGGAGUCGACAUCCUCAUCAAUAACGCUGGGAUUGCAUUCAAAGAGGGAGACCAGACUCCAUUUGCUGUCCAGGCUGAAGUGAUCCUGAAGACGAACUUCUUCGCCACCAGAGACUUGUUGACUCACUUCCUGCCGCUCAUCAAAGCCGGAGGUCGUGUUGUGAACGUCUCCAGCCUCUGGAGUGCUUGGGCUUUGAAAGACUGCAGUCCGGCUCUGCAGCAGCGAUUUCGCAGCGAGGACAUAACGGAGGAUGAGCUGGUUCGACUGAUGCAGAGAUUUGUCACUGAGAGCCAGAAAGGAAAACACAAGGAGGAUGGCUGGCCAGAAAAAGCAUACGGAGUGUCGAAAACUGGCCUGACGACUUUGUCCAUGAUUCAGGCUCGUCGUCUGUCCAAGGAGCGACCAAAUGAUGGGAUCCUGCUGAACGCCUGCUGUCCAGGGUGGGUUCGCACCGACAUGACGAGUGACAAAGCAACAAAGUCACCAGAUGAGGGCGCCAUCACUCCGGUGUAUCUGGCCCUGCUGCUUCCUGGAGCCACAGAGCCUCACGGGAAGCUUGUUUCUGACAAAGAGGUUCAGGUGUGGUGAAAAUAUUCAAGAAAACUCAGCGUGCAACUGUCUACGUCUCAUCUUAAGCAGCAAAUUUCCACAAAACUUUAGUGCAAAGUAUUUUUUACCCCAAAAAGUAACACAAUAUGACGACAGAACAAACAAUGACAUAAUUCUCAACUAGUUUUUCUUCAUUUUUGGAGUUUCAGCACUUGAUUGUAUCAAAACCAAAAUAUUAUUUCAGGAUAUUCUACUAAUUUGUGACCAACAUGUAUGCGAUUGUGCAUCUGUCUGCUAAGUUAAAAGAAUUAACAAAAUUAAGUGUUGUUUUCAUAAAAUGAUUCAUUGUCAGUUUGCAUGUUACAUGGAAAAACAUAACUUUGCCUUAACCGCAAUGUAUUUUUUUACUUACUACAGUAAGAAGCUUUAACAUUGAAAUGCUACCACAAUUUAUGUCAGAGCAUUGAAUGAACUUUAAAUCAGAAAGACUAUCUUAAAAUGUUCAUGAACAAUUACAAUUAAACACACUGCACUGCAAUGUGAAAUACUUUUGAUAAUUUACUGAAUAAAGGCAUAAAUGCAG
This is a messenger RNA of Acanthochromis polyacanthus (spiny chromis), 1455 nucleotides long. Its product is annotated as carbonyl reductase [NADPH] 1-like. The record is from RefSeq and is a predicted model, not a curated record. Gene Ontology annotation, molecular function: carbonyl reductase (NADPH) activity. The transcript has 7 exons. NCBI's taxonomy places the organism in Eukaryota, Metazoa, Chordata, Actinopteri, Pomacentridae. Bases 84 to 911 code for a protein of 275 amino acids.